This is a messenger RNA of Carica papaya (papaya), 1929 nucleotides long. Its product is annotated as zinc finger protein CONSTANS-LIKE 16. The record is from RefSeq and is a predicted model, not a curated record. Gene Ontology annotation, biological process: regulation of DNA-templated transcription. Gene Ontology annotation, molecular function: zinc ion binding; protein binding. NCBI's taxonomy places the organism in Eukaryota, Viridiplantae, Streptophyta, Magnoliopsida, Brassicales, Caricaceae. Gene Ontology annotation, cellular component: nucleus.
GCAUGGGCUCUACAUACACUCUUUCAUGGCCACCUUGUUUCAAAGAGUCAAAGCAAAGAGUUGUGGGUCUUUCACACGCACAUAUACAAUACAACAACAAAAAUAAUUGAGGGAAUCAAGUUGUGACUCCAAAGUAAAUCAAAGAGUCACCAAAACUUUUUAGAGAUCUCAUUUAUUUCUUCUCUCUAAUUCAUUUCCUUCUCCUAAAACAUUCAACAAAAAAAAAACAAGUCCUUUCCUCAUACCCGCCAAAGAUUACAUGAUGGACGAUAAGAAAGCUGCAAAUGCAAUGGGUGGCAAGACAGCGAGAGCCUGCGACGGGUGUUUACGCAAGCGGGCUCGUUGGUUUUGCGCUGCGGACGAUGCUUUUCUUUGCCAAGCUUGUGAUGCUUCAGUCCAUUCAGCGAACCAGUUAGCCAGUAGACACGAGAGGGUUAGGCUCCAAACGGCGUCGUCCAAUGGAACAGUAGUAUUGAAUAGCCGCCAUGAAAACUUGGCGAGCAGCUCACCGGCUUGGCACCAAGGCUUCACAAGAAAGGCAAGAACACCUCGACAACAUCAUAAUCACAAGCACUUGUUGGCUCAGAAAGUUAAAGAUGAUGAGAAAACUAUGAAUUCUAGUACUGAUCCUGUUGUUCCUGAGAUUGGUAGUGAAGAGGGUUCGAUGGAGUAUGAGAAUGAAGAGCAGAUGCUUUACCGGGUGCCCGUGUUCAACCCUUUCGCAGAAGAUCUCUGCAAUAUUAUGACAAGUGAAGGAUUUUUGGAAGAAGCUCCAAUUGGAAAUCACCAUCAUGAGGAAGAUGGGAAUAUUGGUAUUGAUGAUUAUGGACAUGAGGAUCAGACAUGCGAGCUGGAGAAUCUUCAUGGGUUUUUGCCGUCGGAUAUGGACCUUGCAGAGUUUGCUGCCGAUGUGGAAAGUCUCUUGGGAGUCGGAUUACUCGACCACGAUUCUUGUGUGGAUGUCAAGGAUCUUGGGCUGGUAGAUCAUAAAGUGGAAAAUGAUGCUUGUUUUGGUGAGAAAAUGGGGUUUGUGAAGGUUAAGGAGGAAGAAUUGGAAGGCGUAAUGAGAGGUGAUUGUGAUUUGAAUCCUGGUUUUGAGCAAACAUUGGAAUGGAACUUCGACUGUGAUUCUCCGGUGAUAGGAGAAGAAGAAGAAGGAGAUGAGGGGGAGGAGGAGAAGAAGAAGAUUAAGAGAUUGAGUGCGACUGUUAAUGGUGACGUAAGUAGAGGGGAGGAGAAGAGGAAUAACAUAUUCUUGAGAUUAAAUUAUGAAGAAGUGAUUACAGCUUGGGCUAGUCAAGGCUCCCCAUGGACAACGGGAAGCCGGCCGGAGCUCAACCCCGAUGAUGGUUGGCCUCAAUACGAGGGUGUAUGUUCAGAAAAUAUGAGAUUCCUAUACGGGGAUGUGGGAGGUUUUGGAAGAGGCAACAACGAAGAAAGAGAAGCAAGAGUAUCAAGAUAUAGAGAGAAGAGAAGAACUAGAUUGUUUUCCAAGAAAAUAAGAUACGAAGUAAGAAAAUUGAACGCCGAGAAAAGACCUAGGAUGAAAGGUCGCUUCGUUAAGAGGAGUUCCUUAGGGAACCCCUAUUCUUACCUCAAUAACUAAUUACAUAUAUCAUCAAGGGCUGGAAAUAUUUCUAAAUUAGAUAGUAAUAGUUGAUUGAUUAAAAUAAAGGGGAUGUUAUUAAUAACUUGCAGUUAUUGUUUUUUGAGUCUAAAAUUACUGUGAGUUAUCUUUCUUUUUUCCCUCUUUGUUAAUAAUAUUUAUACUCAUUAUAACUUCUUGAUAAUGUUUACUAGUACUAGAAAGUUAGGUUCAUAUAUGUUGAGAAGAAGAUAGCUUCUUCUUAACUUAUUUAAAUGAUUGUGCGUUUUAUAUAUAAUAAGUUAGAUUUUUAUUUGAUUUAUUAGUCUGUAUGUAUAUGUUGU